AUGUUACAACGCAAUAUUUUACUCCGUGAUUCAUUGCGACUGGCAGUAACUGAUGAAAAAGCACAAAAGUAUCUUGACAAACAUAAUAAUAAAAAAGGAAUUGACUUAAAGGAAUUAGUAUUGAAUGAAACCUUUUGGAAAAAGACGGAUUUAAUUUUCAAACUUCUGAAACCUAUAUCAGAAGCCAUUUUGGAAUCAGAGAGUGAUGCAGCGUCAGUAUCUAUUGUUCCACAAGUCUUUUUUUAUGUAAUAACUGAGAUACCUGAUGUGUUGCAAAACUCAACACUUUUGACUUUACAUCAAAAAGAGGAUAUCAUUACUUGCAUUAAAAAGCGUGAAGACUUUGUUGUAAGACCGAUACACUUUGCAGCAAAUUUACUUGAUCCAAGGUUUGUUGGUCAAAAGUUAAAUCAUUCAGAAAUGCUUUUAGCUGAGCAGCAUGUAUUCAGAACAGCUGAAAGUGAAACACUAGCCGCUGAUAUAAUAUUGGAUGAAUUAAUGAGUUUCAAAGCUCGUAGUGGAAUAUUUAGCCAGGAUAAUCGCAGCUAUAUUUGGAAACUUAAUGAAGAUUGUAAUCCAGUCACAUGGUGGAAAGCAUAUGCACCAACAAUAUUAUUGAAUAGAAUUGCAUUAAUAUUAUUGUUUUGUAACUGCAGCAUUGCAUCUGUUGAGCGUGCAAACAAAGAGUUUUCAUUGCAAAAAUCUAAAGUAAGAAAUCGCCUAACCGAUACAAGAGCAUCAAAGCUUUUAUUUAUUGCUUAUAAUUUGAAAAUGCAGAAUAAAUUGGCUAAACCCAAAAAAAAUCACAGCUGCUUAUCAAUCGAUAAUGAUGAUGAUGAUGAUUAUGAUGAUAACGAAUACGAUAGUGAGUAUUUAAGUGAAGAUAGUAUUGACUUUCACAUACCAUGA
Hydra vulgaris (swiftwater hydra) is the source of this 909-nucleotide messenger RNA. The record is from RefSeq and is a predicted model, not a curated record. NCBI's taxonomy places the organism in Eukaryota, Metazoa, Cnidaria, Hydrozoa, Anthoathecata, Hydridae.